Phascolarctos cinereus (koala) is the source of this 2157-nucleotide messenger RNA. RefSeq names its product CD83 molecule (gene CD83). The record is from RefSeq and is a predicted model, not a curated record. NCBI's taxonomy places the organism in Eukaryota, Metazoa, Chordata, Mammalia, Diprotodontia, Phascolarctidae.
ACCUAAUCUCACAAGGGGGAUUCCCUAAAGCUCAAGGGGACAAGAGGGUGACGACACAGGGGAAGCCCCAGGGCUGGCUAGAGAAGGUUGAGGCCGCGGGCGGAGCAAGCCAGAUUGUGAGAUUUGGCGUCCUGGGAGGCAGAGCUUCAAACAGACAGCUACUCCACUGCGUCUCUGCGCUCAGCCGUGGCCAGCCCCGCUCCCCAAGCCAUGUGCCUGCUGCAGCUCCUCAUCCUGAGCAGCGCCUGGUGCUUGGCGCCGGCGACCCAGGUGGUGGAGGUGAUUUCUUCAGAGAAUGCUCUCCUGACCUGUACAAUCCCCUGGAACCCUCAGACCCCUUACACAAUGAUCUUCUGGGAUAAGAUUAACGAACAAAAUGGAGAACUGACUAAGAUGCUGGGUAUGAACCUAAGCCUUAGUGAUCAGACAGAGAUAAAUGACUCAUUAGAGGCCUGUCCUUCCGAAAAAUGUUCUCUAAAGAUCAUAAAUGCUACCUGCCAGCAUGUUGGGACUUACAGAUGUACUUUGUGGGCACUGGGAGAAGAAAACAGCCCAAGUGACACAGUUGAACUGAAAGUGGCAGGUUGUACCAUGGAAUCUGAGGGUGACAAGUUUAAGAAACACCAAACUGAAGUUUUCUUGCUGUUGUUUCUUGCGAUGUUUUAUGUAUUUCUCAUCGUUUUUACCUGUAAAUUUGCCAGACUACAGAACAUAUUUCCAGAUACCAACAAACAAGGCAUAGAACGAAUUUUUCUCCAUGUCACCUUCCAAAAUAAGAAAAGUGUUCAACAGAUGGGUCCAACAACAGGUCAGAAGAUAGACUUGGUCUGAGCUUUCCUUCCAUGGGCUGUUGUUAGAACACCAAGAAUUCUCAACCUUUCAUGGUUCUUUGGUCAACCAAAAGAACAAAGACACUCCUGUGAAGGGGACAGCAUCGCUCACCAUUCUUGAGAUGACUGAGAAUGGGUCCACAGUACCCAUCUUGAACAUACCUUAGGAUGGACCAACCCAUUGUUCAUAUACUUUUGAGCUUCUGAUACAGAGCUUUGGAAAUAUGGAAGCAUCAUCUCUUAGGAUGAUCCCUACUACCAACAUCUCCUUAAGGAUCUCCAUUAAGCUGUGUACUCUGCUCAUUGGCCAACCAUGUGAAAACUUCUCCUUUUGGAGAAGAUGAGUAUUGACCUAAGGACUUCUUAUGGCACCUACUCAGUGAGACAUUAUUGAAAAGCGCUUUUAUGAAAAGUGAAUGUAUGAGACUUGCUCUUGCUUGGAAUUCAGAGACUUGAUUCCCUGAGGGCAGACAGCUAUCUGCCCAUAUCUCAGAGGGACAUCUUGAAAGCUGCUUGAAUUUUGUUACACUGAUACAGAUGUUUCCUCUAUUGGAGAAGACUGACAAGUCUCGCUAAGAUGUGGUGGCAACAGCUAGUAAAUAACUCUCUGGCUUGGGGGCCCCACCAUUAUGUGUAUUAUGUGUACAUUGAAAUAACAGGUCAAUGAGCCAAUUUUUGGUAAUGCCUUUUCAUCAGAGAAAGGCAUUUUCAAGGAAACUGUGAAGAAAGAUGCCAUGUUGGAAGAACACACGCCCUAUAGGGAAUACACACAGACAGACACACACACACAGAGACACAGAGACACACAGCCCUUGGUAGUUAACGUAAGGGAAUUUUCAGGCUGGAAUUACAAAUCUCCUAUGGAGCCUGUGCCAAUUACUAUGUCUCAUGCCAAAACUUGGCUGUCUUUGCUGUUUUACCUGAGGUCAGGAAGAAAUUCUUCAGAGCUAAAAGCACUACCUAUGCUAAUAUACAAGUGUGAUAAGAAUGCCAAGUUGGAGCAGUUUUACUUCCUAGUUGCCUGAUGUAACAUUUAUGUUAUUAAGUGUGAGAGCUCUGGGUCAGAAGGCUCUCCUGAAAAGAAUUGGGGAGAAGAGAAAGAAAGAGGGAGGGGAGAUGGAGAGAGAGGAGGGAGAGAGAGAGAGAGAGAGAAAUGGAAAAUGGCUCAGUGCCGUACAUGUUACUUAACACAUUUGUAUUAUCUUUAUACUUGUAUCCUACCCUCUUCCCCCGUGCCUUCCCCCCUCCCGGUUUGUCUUUGUAUCCCUAGUACUUAGCACAGUGCCUGGAACAUAGUAGGAUUUUAAUAAAAUUUAUUUUAAUUGAA